This is a messenger RNA of Cylindrotheca closterium, 1356 nucleotides long. The record is from the annotation of a GenBank genome assembly. NCBI's taxonomy places the organism in Eukaryota, Bacillariophyta, Bacillariophyceae, Bacillariales, Bacillariaceae.
AUGAAUCAUCCAAGUGGUCCCAACGACACUCUUGCUUCCAGCAAUAGCACCUAUGGUGUCAGUAUCAGCCCUCUCCCGCACACCAAUCUGGCACCCUUACUACCACCCAACAACAACGUCAAUAACGCGAGCAACGCCAUGUCAGAAACGUCCUCCGUCAAGAACUGCAACAACAAACGUCCUUUAGUUUCCAAUGCCAGUGCCAGUUCUAGAACCACCAAGACUACUACAAAGACUACCAAAACUACCAAUCACAAUGGGGAACCACUCAGUGAAAAGAAACUCCGACGAUUGGAGAAGAAUCGCCUCAGUGCCAGAGAAUGCCGACGUCGUAAGAGGGAGGCAACAGAGAAUUUGCAGCGUCAAAUUAAUGUUUUGGAAGGAGAGAAUCUCAGAUUGCGACUCCAAUUGCAGGUUGGAGAAGAAGCUGAAGCCAGCAACCAACAGGAACAGAAGAAAAUGAUGGAGUCCUUGGAUUCUCUACUUAAGAGUGGGGCUUCCGAAUCUGAGAUUUAUGCUUCCAUUGAAGAGUACAAGGAAAAGUUUGCGGAUUAUGGAAGGGAUAGGCGCUCGGCCAUUGAAUUUCACUUGAGAAAUGUGGAAAGAUUGCUAUUGCCCACCCAAACCACCAAUGUAUUGGUCAAGACUCUGCAAAUGAGUAACCAUGUGCACGAAAUGAGUACGAGUACCAACGCAAGCGAUGAUAAUGGCAAUGACAACAACAACGACAAUGACAACGAUAACGAUGCAACUACUGUCAACGUGAAUGCACCAGUAUCUGGAGGCGGCGAAAGCAAUCCUGUGGCUCCAGGGUCGUCGGAACAAUCAACAGAAGCUCCACGACUACAGGACAUGGAACCAACUAUCGCAUCAUCCGAGAUUGAAGCCACACAACAGUCUCUGCCCUUUUCCGAUAUGAAAUCCUUGUUCAAUCACUUGGUCGAAUUAUUGGAAGUGACCCCAAACCAAGCUGCUGCCCUAAAGGAUUCCCGCCUUGUUGCACAAGAAAUGGACGAAUGCCUAAAGAAUAGUUUGAACGUACUGGGCGAACUACGAAACCGUCUGUUGCAAUGCGGGGAUUCUCUCGAGUCAGAAUUCAACACCAUUCGGACAAUUCUAACUCCAACUCAGGCAGCCAAGUUUUUGGUAUGGGUGGCCAACAAUAAGGCUUGUAUGCACAUGCUAAAUGAAUUGUGGGAUCGGGUGUAUUUGCAACAAACUGAUGACAAUGGCACCAAUAAUAACAAUAACACUGCUACUGCAGGAAUGGAAGCGUCGUCCAGUGGCACUGACUUGUCCGCUGGCAACGUAGCGGCGGAAACGACAACUGGAAGUGCCAAUGCUUCGCCUAGAUGA